UAAUUUUCUGAAUUUCUUAUUCUUUAGUAUAUUUUUACCAAAAUCAUCUUUGAACGUGUAAUUACAGAAGACCUUGGAGGUUAUCUGAGAAAAGAACUAAUUCAUGAAAACAUACAUUUAUCCAGUUGCACACACACACAUACACAAAUGAAUAAUAAGAUGAAGAUGGGUAAAAUGCAAUUGCUGAACAUCUGAAGAGUCUUCAAACUCAUAUAUAUUAAACUUCCUGGACAACUGAAGUUAACUGAUCUGGGUCCUAAGAGGAAAUCCUGCUACUGGUAAAAAUGCUGAGACUUAAGGAAACAUUUGACUGUAAGAGCUAUGACUUCUCUGAUAUUCAGUUGGCAUAACCCCACAUGUCAAUGGAACUACAGCUAAAUACUGUAGUAGCCAUUGUACUCUUUUAUUUUCUGAAAUUCCUUUAAUGAGGCUGCUGCCCACCAAACAAACUGGGUGUAUUGAAUUUGCAUCUUCUUUCCCAAGACAUAUUCCUUUUUAAUGCAAUGUUUGGAAAAGAUUUCUAAAAGGUAAAAACUUUAACUUUUUCUAAAGAGUACCUAAGUUAUUGAGGUUUAUCUAUGCUCUGUUAAAUUCUAAAACAUAUCCAGAAAAUCAUGUUAGUUUAGAUUCCUAAGCAUUUAAGAAGACAUAGCCUGACACUAGUUAUUUUUGUAAAACCUAAUUCCACAAACAGGCGUAUAAAUGUCAGUGAUCUAUGAUAGACCUUUCUUAUUCAAUGCAAGGCACUGUAUCAGGCAAGUUUCAUCUCAAUUUGAGUGUUGUCCAUCACCACAAAAGCUGCUUAUUUUAAAUGUGUAAACUGGAAGUGAUAAAUACCUAAACUUACCUGAAUUUCAGUUUUUUAAAUAGAGCUUUUAUGGGAAAAUUAAAGCAGGGAGCUAUUUUUCUAAAUAGUUAAUAAACUACAUUGAAGUUUUUGUGCCUUGAAUAUGAUACCUUUGGAAAUACAAAUUGUCCAUUUCUGAAGUGGGAAAGCUUUCCUAAACUGCUCCCUCCUGAAGUUUCUAUAUCCUUCAAAAGAAAUGCCAGCAUGACUCAAAGCCCAGUGGAGUGAAAGAGUGCUGUGACACUGAGAACCUGUGUUUCUAAUCCUAUCAGCUUCUUCCUGGCAUCACUGCGAUCACAUGUCACCAACAAUGGAGUAGCAGAGGCUGAUCUAUUCCUAUUGGAGAAGAAUUGUUUGGACUAUCAUCAAGUACCUGAAUACUGAGUGUUUUUGGCCCUUGACACUGUCCUAUACCUUACAUGGUGUUUAUAGGUGAAAUAGGACACAUGUUGUUGGUACUCUGUGAACUUUCAGAUUCCUAAGAACUUGCAUGAAGUGAGCAAAUGAGAGAGGAACAUGGCACUAUUGAUUAUACUGAUUACCUACUUUACUACUACCCAGUCUUGCCAGACCCCUGAUGAUUUUGUGGCUGCCACCUCCCCGGGACACAUCAUGAUAGGAGGUUUGUUUGCCAUUCAUGAGAAAGUGCUGUCCUUGGGAGUCUGUCCUAGACGACCAGAAAUCCAGCAAUGUGUCGGCUUUGAAAUAUCAAAUUUUCUUCAAACUCUUGCCAUGAUACACAGCAUUGAGAUGAUCAAUAAUUCAACACUGUUAUCUGGAGUCAAACUUGGGUACGAAAUCUAUGACACUUGUACAGACGUUACAGUGGCGAUGGCAGCCACUCUAAGGUUUCUUUCUAAGUUGAACUGCUCCACAGAAAUCAUGGAGUUUAACUGUGACUAUUCCUACUACAUGCCAAAGGUUAAGGCUGUCGUAGGUGCUGGCUACUCAGAAAUAACCAUGGCGGUCUCCAGGAUGUUGAAUUUACUGCUCAUGCCACAGGUGAGUUACGAAUCAACUGCAGAAAUCCUAAGUGACAAAAUUCGUUUUCCUUCAUUUUUACGGACUGUGCCCAGUGACUUCUAUCAAACUAAAGCAAUGGCCCACCUGAUUCAGAAUUCUGGAUGGAACUGGAUUGGCAUCAUUGCCACGGAUGAUGACUAUGGACGACUGGCACUCAACACCUUUGCAAUUCAGACCAUGGCAAAUAAUGUGUGCAUAGCUUUCAAAGAAGUUCUCCCAGCGUUCCUCUCAGAUAAUACCAUCGAAGUCAGGAUUAAUCAGACGCUUGAAAAAAUCAUAGCAGAAGCCCAGGUUAAUGUCAUUGUGGUAUUUCUGAGGCAAUUCCAUGUUUUCAGUCUCUUCAGUAAAGCCAUUGAAAGGAAUAUAAAUAAGAUCUGGAUUGCUAGCGAUAACUGGUCAACAGCCACCAAAAUUACCACCAUUCCUAAUGUUAAAAGGAUUGGCAAAGUUGUUGGGUUUACUUUUAGAAGAGGGAAUAUGUCCUCUUUCCAUUCCUUUCUUCAAAAUCUGCACAUGUUUCCUGGUGAUAAUAACAAGCCCUUAAAUGAAUAUGCAGCGCUGUUGUCUGCCUGUGCAUAUGCCAAGGAUAGUGAUUUGAGCCAAUGCAUUUCCAACCAUUCUCAGGGGACUUUAGCUGACAAGGCUGACAAGGAUAUAAAAAGCAACUUCUCUCUGAGAAAUGACUUCCUGUGGGAUUAUACUGAGCCAGGACUUGUUCACAGUAUUCAACUUGCAAUGUUUGCUCUUGGCUAUGCCAUUCGGGAUCUGUGCCAAGCUCGAGACUGUCAGAACCCCAGCGCCUUUCAACCAUGGGAGUUACUUGAUGUACUAAAAAAUGUGACAUUCACUGAUGGAGGGAAUUCAUUUCAUUUUGAUGCCCAUGGGGAUAUGAACACUGGCUAUGAUGUUGUGCUCUGGAAGGAGAUCAAUGGCCACAUGACUGUCACCAAGAUGGCACAGUAUGACCUGAAGAAUGAUGUCUUCAUUAUCCCAGACCAAGAAACAAAAAAUGAGUUCUGGAAUCUUAAGCAAAUUCAGUCUAAGUGCUCCAAAGAAUGUAGUCCUGGGCAAAUGAAGAAAACUACAAGAAGUCAGCAUAUCUGCUGCUAUGAAUGUGUGAACUGUCCUGAAAAUCACUACAGUAAUCAGACAGAUAUGGAUCACUGUCUUCUAUGCCACAAUGAAACUCACUGGGCCCCUGUAAGGAGCACGAUGUGCUUUGAAAAGGAAGUGGAGUAUCUCAACUGGAAUGACUCCUUGGCUAUCCUGCUCCUGGCCCUUUCCCUCUUGGGAAUAGUGUUUGUUCUGGCCAUUGGCAUAAUAUUUACACGAAACCUGAGCACCCCCGUUGUGAAAUCGUCUGGAGGACUGACGGUCUGCUAUGUGAUCCUCCUCUGCCAUUUCCUCAACUUUGCCAGUACCGCCUUUUUCGUCGGAGAACCGCAGGACUUUACGUGUAAGACCAGGCAGACGCUAUUUGGCGUGAGCUUUACUCUGUGCAUCUCCUGCAUUUUAAUGAAGUCCCUGAAAAUUUUGCUAGCCUUCAGCUUUGAUCCCAAGUUGCAGAACUUCCUAAAGUGCCUCUAUAAACCAAUCCCCAUCAUCUUCACUUGCACGGGAAUCCAAGUUGUCAUUUGCACACUUUGGCUGAUUUUUGCAGCACCUGCUGUGGAAGAGAACGUCUCCUUGCCCAGAGUCAUUAUCCUGGAAUGUGAGGAAGGAUCCAUUCUGGCAUUUGGCACCAUGCUGGGUUAUAUUGCCAUCCUGGCCUUUAUUUGCUUCAUAUUUGCCUUCAAAGGCAGGAAGUUACCUGAGAAUUACAACGAAGCCAAAUUCAUAACAUUUGGCAUGCUCAUUUACUUCAUAGCUUGGAUCACAUUCAUCCCCAUCUAUGCUACCACAUUUGGAAAAUAUUUGCCAGCUGUGGAGAUUAUUGUUAUUUUAAUAUCUAACUAUGGCAUCCUGUGUUGCACAUUCUUCCCCAAAUGCUAUGUUAUUCUUUGUAAGCAAGAAACUAACACAAAAUCUGCCUUUCUCAAGAUGAUUUACAGCUACUCUACCCACAGUGCAGACAGCCUCACCAUGAGUCAUGCUUCCCUGGCCUCCACUAGCAUCGGUAUCACCAGGACCAAUCCCAGCUCUGCUGGUAAGCCUGCAGCUUGGCAGAAUAGCAUGGAACUUCAGGCACAAUCAUUUGCAUACAUAUGCAAAGAAAAUACUCCAGGUUUAUCUAAAACUUUGCAACGAAAAAGAAUUUCAAGUAUAUGAAUGAGUUCCAAGAGAUGGCACAUUCCAGAAUAAAAUAU
Molecule: messenger RNA, 4176 nt
Organism: Manis pentadactyla (Chinese pangolin)
Lineage: Eukaryota; Metazoa; Chordata; Mammalia; Pholidota; Manidae
Gene: GPRC6A
Product: G protein-coupled receptor class C group 6 member A
Exons: 6
Coding region: 1364-4138 (924 amino acids)
Biological process (GO): G protein-coupled receptor signaling pathway
Cellular component (GO): membrane
Molecular function (GO): G protein-coupled receptor activity
Source: RefSeq, a predicted model, not a curated record